AUGCAGGCGGGAGGCGCUGAAAUUUGGCCAGGUGCGGGUGCUGGUACCGCUGCAGGCACUGGUGGUUCAGAUGCGACUCCAGUCGCGGCGGCAGCGACCACGACAACGGGAGCUAGCCGCUCCUUCAGCGUACGCGACUGGGAGGCACGCCUUAGACAGGUUCGGGUCGACAAACGCGAUAUCAAUCGCCUCGUGAUGAACUAUUUCGUGGUGGAAGGAUAUGCGGAUGCAGCGGCUGCGUUUGCCAGCGAGUCGGGUAUGGAGCCGGGGGUGGACCUCAGUGCAACCCAGCAGCGGCUGGAAGCUCGAGCGCUCGUCGAGGAAGGUCGCAUCCUGGAGGCCAUCCAAAGAGUGAACGCGCUUAACCCUGAAGUUCUGGACUCGAACCCGACGUUGCACUUUCGUUUGCAAAAACAGCGCCUUAUCGAGUUGAUUCGACAGGGUUGUAUCGAAGAAGCGAUCACCUUCGCACAGGCGGAGCUGGCGCCUCUCGGACAGACCGAUGAAAGUUAUCUGGAGGAGCUGGAGAGAGCGAUGGCGCUCCUUAUCUACGAUACGGCAACGCAACACCCCGACACUUCCAUGGUUCAAGAACUCCUCGACGAACGACAGCGGACCCGGUUGGCGAGUGAGUUGAAUGCUGCCAUUCUGGCGAAUCAGAAUCAAGAGAUUUCGCACAAGCUGCCUCGCCUUAUUCGACUCAUGCGGUAUGCUGAGCGGGACCUGCGCAGUCGCGGUGUCGUGUUUCCUGAACUAGACCUGGAGACGGGCGUGCUACGCGAGUCGUCGGUGUCGGCGACUUCGACUCAGGCAGAGCCAGAGCCCAUGGCGGAUCCAUCGGCAUGA
This is a messenger RNA of Cyanidioschyzon merolae strain 10D, 846 nucleotides long. RefSeq lists its product as hypothetical. Bases 1 to 846 code for a protein of 281 amino acids. Gene Ontology annotation, biological process: proteasome-mediated ubiquitin-dependent protein catabolic process. Gene Ontology annotation, molecular function: protein binding. The transcript has a single exon. Gene Ontology annotation, cellular component: nucleus; cytoplasm. Lineage: Eukaryota; Rhodophyta; Bangiophyceae; Cyanidiales; Cyanidiaceae. The record is from RefSeq and is a predicted model, not a curated record.